This is a messenger RNA of Sciurus carolinensis (gray squirrel), 2206 nucleotides long. It is a transcript of the gene Plscr3, whose product is annotated as phospholipid scramblase 3. The coding region runs from base 631 to 1542 and encodes 303 amino acids. Gene Ontology annotation, molecular function: phospholipid scramblase activity. Gene Ontology annotation, biological process: plasma membrane phospholipid scrambling. NCBI's taxonomy places the organism in Eukaryota, Metazoa, Chordata, Mammalia, Rodentia, Sciuridae. Gene Ontology annotation, cellular component: plasma membrane. The record is from RefSeq and is a predicted model, not a curated record. The transcript has 8 exons.
AUCAGUCCUGGAAGCCAGUGAGUGAGUGUGAGGGUGUUCCGCUGCGUCAGCGAGGCCGGAACCGCCCUUGGAAGGAGGAAACCAGGGGCCAGAGCGCCAGCGCAGCUCAGCGGCCCCCGCUUUCCACCAAGGGGCGUUGGGCACUUAGCUAUAGAGAACCUGGCGGGGUUCUCAGGACUAGGGUUUAACGGGCCGCCCUUCCUAGGCGACCUCUUCUCUAGGCAUCUGCAUUCGGAGCGGAAGGGGAGGGCACAGCGUUGACGCCAAAGCAGUGCCAAGUCCAAGGUCCGCGGUCCCGCGGGAGAGGCGGCCUUCUCUCUGCGCAGACGCGCUGCCCAGGCUUGGAGGGGAGGGUCCUGGACGGUCGAGGGGGCGGAGUCGUGUUCUGGGCCCGCCUCCACUAGCGCCUGUGAGGUGCCGAGCGUGCGGUCCCCGUGUUAUUCUGGGGGCUUCAGUCAUAGGCGCCGCCCAAGAGACCCUGGGCCGGCGCAGGGCGCAGCUGCCUCUCUACGUUUGCCUGUCCGUCUUUGUGUCUGUCUCUGUGUCUGUCUGGCUGUCUCCGAGCUUGCCUCCACUUCCAGAACUAAGCCGCCCCAACACCAACAUCCUGCGAAAACCCGACCCUUUCCCAUGGCAGGCUACGUGCCCCCCAAAGGUUAUGCCCCUUCACCCCCACCUCCCUAUCCUAUGAGCGCUGGGUACCCGGAGCCAGCGCUGCAUCCUGGGCCCGGGCAAGCACCAGUGCCUGCCCAGGUACCUGCCCCCGCACCUGGCUUCGCUCUCUUCCCUUCGUCUGGCCCAGUGGCCCCGGUGUCUCCUGCCCCCUUCUUGCCACUGCCAGGGGUGCCUUCUGGCCUCGAAUUCUUGGUGCAGAUUGAUCAGAUCUUGAUUCAUCAGAAGGCUGAGCGAGUGGAAACUUUCCUAGGCUGGGAGACCUGUAACCGGUAUGAACUGCGCUCGGGAGCCGGGCAGCCCCUGGGUCAGGCAGCAGAGGAGAGCAACUGCUGCGCCCGUCUGUGCUGUGGUGCCCGUCGGCCACUGCGCGUUCGCCUGGCAGACUCUGGGGACCGCGAGGUGCUGCGCCUGCUCCGCCCGCUCCACUGUGGCUGCAGCUGCUGCCCUUGUGGCCUCCAGGAGAUGGAAGUACAGGCUCCACCGGGCACCACUAUUGGUCACGUGCUACAGACCUGGCAUCCCUUCCUCCCUAAGUUCUCCAUCCAGGAUGCUGAUCGACAGACAGUCCUACGAGUGGUGGGGCCUUGCUGGACCUGUGGCUGUGGCACAGACACCAACUUUGAGGUGAAGACUAGGGAUGAAUCCCGCAGUGUAGGCCGUAUCAGCAAGCAGUGGGGGGGGCUGCUCCGAGAAGCCCUCACAGAUGCAGAUGACUUUGGCCUACAGUUCCCACUGGAUCUGGACGUGAAGGUGAAGGCUGUGCUGCUGGGAGCCACUUUCCUCAUUAUCUGCCCCCAGGCUCCAGCCGGACCACCCACACACAUCGCCCUCACCAGGCAUAGGGGAUGGGGCGGGGCCCGCCCAUGACGUAGCGGCCCCGGGCCCCGCCCAGCGGCCGCACCAGCCCGAAGUCUGCCACCUUGAUAGUGCGCGGCGAGGCCAACAGUAGGUUACGUGUAGCGAGGUCCCGGUGCACCAGUCCACGGGCCCCCAAGUACGCCAUGGCCCCAGCCAACUGCCUCAGGAAGAGACAGAGCAGGGCCACUGGCAGCGGGGGUGUCGGGGCCGGGUCUGUCAGGCGCGCAUGCAGGGAACCUAGUGGCGCCAGCUCCAUUACCUGCCAGAGGACAGCACAGCGUGAGCCAUGGUCUGUCUCCACUGGCCUCUCCUGUCACACACCAUUCCCAAGGCUGUUCAGAGACCCAGCGUCUGGAUCUGCUCACCAUCUGCAGAGGCUGCCCCAGCACAAGACCAUGAAGACGCAGCACGUGUGGGUGCUCCAAUUUCAUCAUGACAGAUACUUCUCGAAGGAAGUCUCCCAGCUCUGUGCCCACGGGGCCUUCGGGACCUACCCGGAGGGACUUGACAGCCACUGGGACCUGGAGAUGGGGGGAGGCAUCAUCAUAUACCAGAGGAAAUGACCAUGCCAAGGUCAGAGCCCAGAGGGCAUAAAGAUCAAAAGGGCCUGGGGGGUGGGGUAGAGGGCCUGUGCCUGUGGCACACUUGUAAUCCCAGUAACUCAGGAGAUGGG